Messenger RNA from Cynoglossus semilaevis (tongue sole), 1405 nucleotides. RefSeq names its product 26S proteasome non-ATPase regulatory subunit 11-like. Lineage: Eukaryota; Metazoa; Chordata; Actinopteri; Pleuronectiformes; Cynoglossidae. Bases 68 to 1336 code for a protein of 422 amino acids. The transcript is spliced from 13 exons. The record is from RefSeq and is a predicted model, not a curated record. Gene Ontology annotation, molecular function: protein binding.
UGAUGUGAUCCGACUGACCGGAAAACAGGCGGCCGGGCUGAGUGGAGCGGAGGCAGGUAGAGGAAAGAUGGCAGCCGCGGCAGUGGCUGAGUUUCAGAGAGCACAGUCUCUUCUUGGAACAGACCGGGAUGCCUCUAUCGAUAUUCUACAUUCAAUAGUGAAGCGGGACAUCCAGGACAGUGAUGAGGAGGCGGUGCGUGUUAAAGAGCAGAGCAUCUUGGAGCUGGGCACCCUGCUGGCCAAGACGGGACAGGCUGCGGAGCUGGGUGGCCUUCUGAAAUAUGUGCGUCCCUUCCUUAACUCCAUCUCCAAGGCCAAGGCGGCGAGGUUGGUGCGUUCCCUACUUGACCUCUUCCUGGACAUGGAGGCUGCCACAGGUCAAGAGGUUGAACUGUGUCUCGAGUGCAUAGAAUGGGCUAAAGUUGAGAAGAGGACAUUCCUGAGACAGGCACUGGAGGCUCGUCUCAUUUCACUGUAUUUUGACACUAAAUGCUACCAGGAGGCGCUGCAGCUUGGCUCACAGUUACUUCAGGAACUGAAGAAGAUGGACGACAAGGCUCUGCUGGUGGAAGUUCAGCUGCUGGAGAGUAAGACGUACCACGCACUCAGUAACCUCCCCAAGGCCCACGCCGCGCUGACUUCUGCCAGGACGACCGCCAACGCCAUCUACUGCCCUCCCAAACUACAAGCAGCUUUAGACAUGCAGUCAGGGAUCAUUCACGCAGCGGAGGAGAAGGACUGGAAGACGGCGUACUCCUACUUCUACGAGGCCUUCGAAGGCUAUGAUUCCAUCGACAGCCCACGAGCCAUCACAGCCCUCAAAUACAUGCUGCUCUGCAAAAUCAUGCUCAAUGCACCAGAGGACGUUCAGGCCCUGAUCAGUGGCAAACUAGCUCUCCGAUAUGCUGGCAGACAGACAGACUCACUAAAAAGUGUGGCUAAAGCUAGCAAGAACCGGUCGCUCGCCGACUUUGAAAAGGCACUGAUGGAGUAUAAGGCGGAACUGAAGGACGACCCCAUCAUCAGCACUCACCUGACCAAGCUGUACGACAACCUGCUGGAGCAGAACCUCAUCAGGGUCAUUGAACCGUUCUCCAGGGUCCAGAUAGCACACAUCUCCUCUCUCAUCACACUCUCUAAGGCAGAUGUGGAGAGGAAAUUAUCACAGAUGAUCCUGGAUGAGAAGUUUCACGGUAUUUUGGACCAAGGUGAAGGCGUGUUGAUUGUCUUUGAUGAACCGGCGGUGGAUAAAACGUACGAGGCGGCGUUGGAGACCAUUCAGAACAUGAGCAAAGUGGUGGACUCCCUCUACAACAAAGCUAAGAAGCUAACAUAAGGGGGGCGCCAAACUGCCAGUCAUCUGGUGGGAUGUGACGUGGACCAGUCAGACCUCCGUAAACCAACA